Messenger RNA from Megachile rotundata (alfalfa leafcutting bee), 1833 nucleotides. RefSeq names its product S-adenosylmethionine decarboxylase (gene SamDC). Gene Ontology annotation, cellular component: cytosol. Lineage: Eukaryota; Metazoa; Arthropoda; Insecta; Hymenoptera; Megachilidae. Gene Ontology annotation, molecular function: adenosylmethionine decarboxylase activity. Gene Ontology annotation, biological process: spermine biosynthetic process; spermidine biosynthetic process. The record is from RefSeq and is a predicted model, not a curated record.
AUUACAAAGAAAAGAGGUCCUACUACUCGUGCAAGUUAAACAUAAUGCGUGACAACUAUCCAGUAUUAUAGCCAAUAGUAGGGUCUUUUUCCCCUACGUUGCCAUUUUCCCUAGAAGAGUCUAUCAUGCUAAGUACAGUUUUGCACUUGUACGUACAUUGUUCUAAAUGUAUUUUACAUUGUUGAUUUUUUUAUUUUUUUUUUUUUUUUUUUUUUAAAAAGUUUGUAUAUAAGCAAUUGAAUUUGAAGUAUAGUCAUUUAGCGCGUGCCUGCGUUAAACAUGAUAUGUGAUUGGUAGAAAAGUAGAUACAUGUAUUCAAGCUAGUGGUCCAAUUAGAAAAGGAUGUGAGGCAAAGAUGAAAGAGAGAGAAAGAUAGAAGCCACUAAAUUGCGCACGCGAAGUAGAGGGAGAAAGAUAGAGAUCACCGCCAAUAUGAUUGCUACGUUCACUUGUUCUCAGUAGUAAAGCAAAGUUCGCCGAGAGGAGUGGUUCAUCGUACAUUUGGAGCGAAACACAAACUCGAAGAAGCAAUUCUUACUUGUUUUCACAUAUACUGUAGUUGUGAAUCAAAUUUUGUGUCUCUGAAAGAUGGCAACAACCAAAGACGAUAGCACCGACAGUGUACAGUUCUUCGAAGGCGUGGAAAAACUGCUUGAGAUUUGGUUCACCAGCAGCAGUAGCAUAAACAGAAAGCAGGGCGAUCUCAGGCAAAUUCCACAAUGGAAAUGGCAGUCGUUGCUGAAGAUUGUUCGUUGCGAGAUAAUCAGUAUUUGCCGCACAGAGCAAGUGGACGCUUAUGUUCUCAGUGAAAGCAGCAUGUUCCUAUCAAAGCGCAGACUUAUUUUGAAAACAUGUGGUACAACUACGCCGCUUCAAUGUUUGGAACUGCUUUUAGAGCUUGUCAAAGAAUAUACCGGGUUUGAAGAAGUGGAGAAUGUAUUUUAUUCACGAAAAAAUUAUAAAAAACCGGAGUUACAGAUAUCCCCGCAUCAAGCAUUUGAAGAAGAAGUUGCUUUGCUUGAUACAUUCUUUCCUGAUGGGGAAGCUUAUUGUCUGGGCUCUGUAGAUUCAGAUUGUUGGUACUUAUAUACCCUGAAUAGAGAAAAAUCUGUAGACGAAACUCCAGAACCAGAUCAAACUCUAGAAAUCCUCAUGACUCAUUUGGAUCCAGAAGUAAUGGCUCUUUUCACUAGAGACGUGUGUUCUUCUGCGGAUGAAGCAACACAGAAGUCGGGAAUCGAUAAGCUUAUUCCAAAUAUGAUUAUAGACGACUUUUUGUUUGAACCUUGCGGAUAUUCGAUGAACGGAGUAUCCAAAAACGGAAAUUACAUGACUAUUCACAUUACACCAGAACCAGAGUUUUCAUACGUUUCAUUUGAGAGUAACAUUCCAGAAACAUCGUACGAGGAGAUAAUACGACGUGUGCUGAAUACGUUUAAGCCGCAAAAAUUUGUCGUUACCAUUUUUGCUAACAAAGAAUCUGUAGCUGCUAGUUGCCCACGUGAUUUGGAGCAAACUGAUUAUCUCAAAUGUUCUGGCGAUUGGCUGCGCACAGAUGUUCAAUAUUGCCGCUUCAAGAAUUAUGAUUUGACCUGUGCAUUUUACUCAAGAUUCCCAAGCUGAGGGUUCAUGGACGCUUCAUUCGAUCCUAAUCAGUUAGGAACAAAUGAAGCGCACACCAUCCCUUCGCAAACCUCAUUUUCUUUAUCCAAUUCCAUUAAUGAAGCAAAGAAAUAUAAUCAAUCUAUAAAACGUAUAUUAAAACCUGCAAGUAUUUACAAAAACCAUGAUCUUGUAUCUACUCAAUAUAUAAAACAUGAUAAUGAAAGAAAA